AUGAUAACCAACAAGCGCUCCGACCCUCCCGUUGCGACCGCAUCACCCGCAUCAGGAUGCCAAUCUGGGAGCCUCAGCGUCUUAGGAGGAUUGACCGUACAGGCCAACACGACACCAAUCUGGCAACCUCUCCCUGGCACACCUUGGCAAAUCGUGUUCAACGCUCCCAUCGAUGCAUCUAAGCCUCUUCUUCCUGCUCUAUCAGUCUAUGACAUCGAUAUGUACGGCAACACUGCUUUGACUAUCCAACAAAUGCAUCUCCAAGGCAUCAAGGUCAUUUGCUACUUCUCGGCCGGCAGUUGGGAGUCCUACAGACCUGAUGCUGGAAUGUUCCCUCCACAAGAUAUUGGCAAUGACUUGAGUGGCUGGCCUGGCGAGAAGUGGCUUAACACAGAUAGCAAGGCAGUAAGAGAUAUCAUGGCCAACCGAAUCAAGUUGGCUGCGGAUAAAGGUUGUGACGCCGUCGACCCGGACAACAUGGAUGGGUUUGAAACGAACACAGGAUUUCCCCUCAAUGCUGGCACAGCUUUGAACUACCUCUCCUUCCUCUCCCUAACAGCCGCCUCUCACAACAUGGCCAUCGGCCUCAAGAAUGCAGGAUCCAUCGCCAAAAAUGCCACUUGCAUGGUCGAAUUCUCCAUUAUCGAAUCUUGCAUCACGAACAACCAAUGCGCUAUCUACAACAACUUCAUCGCUGCUGGUAAACCAGUUUUCCAGAUCGAGUAUCCGGCUGGUGCGCCUGGGAAGGUUAGUGCGGAGAACUUGGCUAAGAGCUGUAAGAUAAAUGGCAAUGUCGGAUAUUCGGAGGUCAUCAAGGGGAAGGAUCUUGGUGGGUGGGUUGAGUAUUGUGAUGGUACUGUUUUCAAUACUGCCGUACAAUCCUAG
Aureobasidium pullulans EXF-150 is the source of this 885-nucleotide messenger RNA. RefSeq names its product endo alpha-1,4 polygalactosaminidase. NCBI's taxonomy places the organism in Eukaryota, Fungi, Ascomycota, Dothideomycetes, Dothideales, Saccotheciaceae. The transcript is spliced from 2 exons. The coding region runs from base 1 to 885 and encodes 294 amino acids. The record is from RefSeq and is a predicted model, not a curated record.